UUUCUCGCUCUGUGCGCUGUUUGACUGCAUUUACGGCAUGACGUUAACUCGCCCUCACAGCCAGAAUAUCGCACUCAUAUUGCUAGUGCGUCGGCUACGCAAAAAACGGAAGCGGACCAUGUACAUAAGAGAGCUUUUUGACAAGCGCCCUCAACUCGGCGACUACCACCAGCUGGUGCAGGAGCUCCGCCAAGUGGACCCUGAGUACCACUUUAAGUAUUUCAGAAUGACCAAGGCGAAGUUCGAUCACCUGUUGAGCUUAGUGUACGAGAGAAUACUGCAUGCGCCUAACCACAGGAGACCGAUACGCCCUGCGGAAAGGCUGGCAGUGACUUUGAGGUUUCUGGCAACAGGUGCCUCAAUGCAAGACAUCGCAAUGAGCUACUGUAUGCACGCUACAACGGUUGCUGGAAUUUUAAAAGAAACGCUACCGGCGAUAUGGGACUGCCUAUCGCCGCUCGUCCUGAAGCCCCCAGCAGGUGCUGAUUGGGACAAAAUUCGCCGGGCAUAUAGCUCAAAGUGGAAUUUUCCAAAUGUAGUCGGAAGCAUAGAUGGCAAGCACUUUGCAAUUCAGUGCCCUGAUAACAGCGGGUCAGAUUAUUUCAACUAUAAAGGCUUCUACUCCAUUGUUCUGCUUGCCGUGGCUGAUGCAGACUACCGGUUUACUCUUGUCGAAGUCGGGGCCCAAGGAAGGACUUCAGAUGGUGCUUUCUUUAAUGACAGCUCUAUUAGAGAAGUUUUUGAGCAUGGAAGUUUGGAGCUCCCUACAGCAGUCAAUGGGUGGCCAGUUUUUAUGGUAGGUGACGCAGCAUUUCCGUUGCGCACAUAUCUAAUGCGUCCGUACCCAGGAAGGCAGUUGGACGAAAGGAAAAGAAUUUUUAAUUAUCGUCUAUCAAGGGCGAGAAGGUGCGUGGAGAACGCAUUUGGAAUCCUCGUGUCGCGGUGGAGGGCUUUUCUAGGCACUGUCACGGGACAGCCUGAACUGCUCACUGACAUGGUGAAGGCAGCAGUGUGCUUGCACAACUUCUUGAUGGUAGAUUCGGCGUACUGUCCUGCAGGCUAUGGCGACACAGUGUGUGGCGAGGAAAUACAGGAUGGGUAUUGGAGGCAUGCCAUCACACCGGUUGGAGCGACUGCAGUGUCUAGCAGUAAUCGAUCUUCUCCUACAGCCAUGUCACUCAGAGAUGACAUUUCAAAUUACUUCUUGUCUGCAGCAGGCUCUGUGCCAUGGCAGGUUAAAGUGAUUAGGCGGAACUGAGUGACUCCUGGAUGUUUUCUGCACCUGUGCUAUUGUUGUUUUGCCUCCAUUUGGUAUAUAUCUUGCACGAGGCUGUCAACAGUUGCAAUAAUAGUAUGUGACAACGUUAAUUUGUAUCUGUAUUGUGUGCUUUCGUGAUGUUUACUUUUAUUGCUUUAGCGCUGCUAAAUCACUUUUAUAUUCUGGCCGAUCUUGUGUUCUUUUAUGUUUUAGUGUACAUUGCUGCUGUGUAAAGAUAUGUAUCUAGUAACCCCAACUGCUUGGUUUACUUGCUCA
Dermacentor silvarum is the source of this 1534-nucleotide messenger RNA. RefSeq lists its product as uncharacterized. Bases 38 to 1258 code for a protein of 406 amino acids. The transcript is spliced from 3 exons. Lineage: Eukaryota; Metazoa; Arthropoda; Arachnida; Ixodida; Ixodidae. The record is from RefSeq and is a predicted model, not a curated record.